Geodia barretti is the source of this 228-nucleotide messenger RNA. Lineage: Eukaryota; Metazoa; Porifera; Demospongiae; Tetractinellida; Geodiidae. The record is from the annotation of a GenBank genome assembly.
ACCCGAUACGGAAACUUCCGUUCAGUGCGUCACUGGAAACUCGCGGGAACCUUUUCCGUGUGCACUGUGGAAAGAUUCCCGGUAGAUCUACGUUUGCAAUUUAACCCUUUCCCGCCCUUCCGUCAACAGAAACUAUUUCAGAAGAGCUGGUUUAGUGCGAGUAGUAUUCCUGGUGAAUAUCUGGCCUGGGUUCUAGGUUCCCCAGUGAGUGUGUGGGCCUGAGUUCUA